AUACUUCAACAAGUGUUAACGUAAAUCAUAAGCGAGUUUAUCUUGGUACUCUUCGGAUUUCCUCUAAUCUCACCUUAUACUUAACCGUGUUUAGUAGUGUUUUUGUGUCAAAUCGACCAAAUUUCGUCAGAAAAUAAAAAUCAACAUCAAAAUGAAAUUCAUCGCCGUCUCGUUUGUUUUCGCCAUCACCGUCUCGGUCGUUUUAUCCCAAGGAUUCAACAUCCCUUACGGAUACCGUCUGGUGCCCAUUAAUAGUUACUACCCAUCAGCUCCGGCUCCUCUGGCUCCUUUAGCUCCUUUGGCUGCAGCUCCAGCUUUGACUCCAGCUGCUGGACCUUACAAAAGCGAAACUUUCUCUACGCCUAGCCUGAGCAAAUCUGAAAUCCGUGACGAUUCUGGCCAAUACGCUCUCAGUUACGUCACUGCCGAUGGAAUCCGUGUCAGCGAACGAAGCUACUUGAAACCGUCCAAAGAAGGAUAUGUUCCAGUCAAAGAAGGAACUUACGAAUACACCAGUCCAGAUGGAACCCCAGUAUCGUUCGGUUACAAGGCCGAUGAAAAUGGAUACGUCGUUAAAGGAUACCCACUCCCUUUGGGACCAGUUCCAGUAGCCGCUAAAGCUUAAAAAAUUAAAUCGUAUUGUUUUCCUCGUUUUAACUCACUUAUCUUUGUUUCAAAUUGUUCACGAAAGACGUCUUUUUUUCUCCCUUGGGAUAGACGAUCUCAUAAUUUUUGUAAUUGUUGUUAUCGAAGAAAUAUUACCGCAAAAUUUUUUUAAAAUACAAGUUUUCGUUGCGUUUUGAAA
This is a messenger RNA of Planococcus citri (citrus mealybug), 805 nucleotides long. RefSeq names its product endocuticle structural glycoprotein SgAbd-2-like. The record is from RefSeq and is a predicted model, not a curated record. Gene Ontology annotation, molecular function: structural constituent of chitin-based larval cuticle. Bases 152 to 625 code for a protein of 157 amino acids. NCBI's taxonomy places the organism in Eukaryota, Metazoa, Arthropoda, Insecta, Hemiptera, Pseudococcidae. The transcript is spliced from 3 exons. Gene Ontology annotation, cellular component: chitin-based extracellular matrix.